Messenger RNA from Solea solea (common sole), 2240 nucleotides. It is a transcript of the gene pard6gb, whose product is annotated as par-6 family cell polarity regulator gamma b. Gene Ontology annotation, molecular function: protein kinase C binding. Bases 301 to 1689 code for a protein of 462 amino acids. Lineage: Eukaryota; Metazoa; Chordata; Actinopteri; Pleuronectiformes; Soleidae. The transcript has 3 exons. The record is from RefSeq and is a predicted model, not a curated record. Gene Ontology annotation, cellular component: nucleus; apical plasma membrane; cell cortex. Gene Ontology annotation, biological process: regulation of cellular localization; establishment or maintenance of cell polarity; centrosome cycle.
GGAGGGCUGAUGUCACUCCAAAACUUACCUCACUCUCCUAAAGUCAACGCAGCGAGUACUAGCUCGCCUCCCGUUUUUCCGUUAAGUAUUCGUUCUUGUUUUACGGAUCAAAAAUAAUAAGAACAAACAACAACAGGAGGUGAAUUUAACUGAAGAGCAACACGAAGUGGUCCGCGAGAAGCAGCGCAGACGGAUUUAACAGCAGAACCCCGGCGGGACCUCAGACUCCCUCUCGCUCUUUGCGGGCAAAGGCGGCAGAUUUUUUUUAUUUUUAAAACUAUAACACAAAUAACAGAAAAAAUGAAUCGGAGCUUUAAUAAGUCGCAACCUUUGCGAAAUGUAGAUUGUAACGCCGUGGAAGUGAAAAGCAAGUAUGGGGCAGAGUUCCGCCGUUUCUCCCUUGAUCGCAUCAAGCCCGGCAAGUUUGAGGAGUUCUACAAACUUAUUCUGCACAUUCACCGUAUUGCAAAUAUGGAGGUGAUGAUUGGCUACGCGGAUGUCCACGGCGACCUGCUGCCAAUCAACAACGAUGACAACUUUUGCAAGGCCGUGUCGACAGCUCAUCCCCUGCUCAGGCUCUUCAUACAGAGACAAGAAGAGGUCGACUAUGCUAACUUUGGCACCAACACAAUAACUCGCAAGAAGAAGGCGGUGGUCGCUCUGCGCAACAACGACAUCAACCGCAAGCGGCCACACAUCCGCAUCGGCAUGCCCCAGGACUUCCGGCCCGUCUCUUCAAUCAUCGAUGUGGACAUCCUGCCUGAGUCUCACCGCCGCGUCCGACUGUAUCGCCACGGCUCAGACAAACCAUUGGGUUUUUACAUCCGAGAUGGAACCAGCGUGCGGGUGACGCCACACGGGCUGGAGAAAGUCCCCGGCAUCUUCAUAUCCCGGCUGGUGCCUGGAGGGUUGGCGGAAAGCACUGGUCUGCUGGCAGUUAAUGAUGAGGUGCUGGAGGUGAAUGGCAUUGAAGUGACUGGAAAGUCCUUGGAUCAGGUGACGGAUAUGAUGAUCGCCAACAGCCACAACCUGAUCGUGACGGUCAAGCCUGUGAACCAGCGCAAUAAUGUGGUCCGAAGCAGCAGGAUAUCGGGCAGCUCAGGACAAUCGUCCGAUAGCGGCGGGUCGACUGGUUAUCCAAGUCUGUCGGUGGCCUCCGUGGGAGUGAUGUCCUCGGGAGCACAUGGCUACCAAGAUGAUCUGGAGAGUGACGAGGACGCAGACAUUGUCAUCGAGAGCAGCAUCAAGCGGCCGUCUCAGAGAUCAAGUGCUUCCCUGGCGUCCACUGUGUCUCGCACACAACAGCAGACGCCAACAACAGUGACGGGCCUCGCAGCACCUCCCAGCCCUCCCACUCGUCCUUCGUCGGUCGUCUCCACUGCCUCCUUUCGCUCUCAGCCGAGCCUCAACGGAGGAACCCACCACAUUCACCACCACCACCACCAACAACAACACAGCAGCCUCAGCUACCAGCUCCACAGAGACCUGAACCUCCAGCACAGCCUGCACCAACAGUCCCAGCACAGUCUCCACCACGUACAGCCCCCGCAUCACAGUAGCAACCCAGCCCUCCGUCACAGCAAUGGCAGCCUGCACAAAAUCCUCAGCUCCCUGAAAACGGACCCACGGCACAGUCUCGCGCUGCCCAGGGGAGGGGUGGAGGAGGAUGGCACCGUCAUCACACUAUAAUACUCAGACCCACACACUCAGAGACUCCAACAUCCCAAACUGCUCAGAGACUUAAACUGGAACACCAGGCUGGAUACAUAUGAGCAGUGGGUUGUUGUUUUUUUUCCAGAUAUUAAUUCAGUAACUUGUAUUUGUUUUGUUUUUAUAAGAUCAUUGAUAAAAGGAAGUUUCAAGCCAGGAAUCAAGGAACAUGUAUAUAUUCUGUCUCUUUAAGAUUGUUUUGUCUUACAUGGAAAAAAAUGUGUACGUAUGUAUGUAAUAAGCAUCAGAACAAAUAACAGUUUUUAGGCGAGUCCACUGUAUCCGAGAGUUCUGAAUGUGCCCACAGCACGGCGUCUCCUGUUAGUGACCACUUUUACAAAAACCUUUUCAUUCUUAUUACUGGGACCAACUUUGGGUUGCUUUUGGAUGUUUUUAAAGAGUAAAUUUAUAUUUCUUAUAUUCUGAUACAUGCUGUGUAGAGUAUGAGUUUGUUUUUUUAAUAGGUCUUUUAUGCAUUGAUGCUUUUCGAUCAAAUUCUUGUAUCUGUUCCAAUAAAUUAUUCUCUCUGA